Anarrhichthys ocellatus (wolf-eel) is the source of this 2611-nucleotide messenger RNA. RefSeq names its product kynurenine aminotransferase 1 (gene kyat1). The record is from RefSeq and is a predicted model, not a curated record. Gene Ontology annotation, cellular component: cytoplasm; mitochondrion. Gene Ontology annotation, molecular function: L-kynurenine:2-oxoglutarate transaminase activity; pyridoxal phosphate binding. The transcript has 14 exons. Bases 458 to 1720 code for a protein of 420 amino acids. NCBI's taxonomy places the organism in Eukaryota, Metazoa, Chordata, Actinopteri, Perciformes, Anarhichadidae. Gene Ontology annotation, biological process: biosynthetic process.
CACGAGUUCAUGACGUCAGAGCAAAUCGGGAUCAAGUCGGACGCAAAUCUACCCGACAUGCAUUGUGCGCACACCUGGCUUAUGUCGCACGAGCCUAAUACGAGAACUUGGGCUCGCUUGUAAGGUACUGUAGCGUGAACGGGUCCUGCCCGCCCCAUGUCUAAGCGGGGGAGCCUUACGCACCUAACAGGUUACUCCGUCCGGCUGUUCCACCUGCGAGGAUAUCCGUUCCUCUUGGAGGUGUCGCAACAAUACCUUCGGCCUUCUAUCUCACCCCGAAGCUGAAUCGUUAGGAUUUCGGAAUUAUUGUCUUUCUGGAAGUCUUUUACGGUUAAUGCCCGAGGCGCUGUCAAUAGGAUGUAACCCUAACACCCAAUAUGUGAUUGAUGAAGGGAAUAAUCAGGAGUCUGACUGCUAAUUUGAGGACUCCUCAAUAAGAAACAUUAAUAAAGCAAUCAUGUCACGACAACUUCAAGCACGCAGAACUGUCGGUGUCUGCAAGAACGUGUGGAUUGAAUUCACACAACUGGCAGCAGACUACAAAGCGGUGAAUCUUGGACAGGGAUUUCCUGACUUCUCUCCUCCCACAUUUGUCCAAGAAGCUUUUUGUAAAGCUGUGAGUGGAGGACACCAAAUGCACCAGUAUACCCGAGCUUUUGGCCAUCCUCCUCUUGUAAAUAUUCUGGCUAAGUUCUUCAGUAAGAUCGUGGGACAUGCGAUUGAUCCUUUUGAAGACAUGCUGGUCACAGUUGGAGCUUAUCAGGCUCUCUUCUGUACAUUUCAAGCUCUGAUUGAUGAAGGGGAUGAGGUCAUAAUUGUUGAACCGUUCUUCGACUGCUACCAGCCAAUGGUGAAGAUGACCGGAGGAAAGGCAGUUUAUGUACCUCUGAGGCCGAAAGUUGAGGGAAGCACCGUCCCGUCAAGUGGAGACUGGGUUCUUUCUGCUGAGGAGCUGGCCAGUAAAUUCACUCCACGCACAAAAGCCAUCGUCAUCAACACUCCCAACAACCCACUGGGCAAAGUUUACAAGACGGAAGAGCUCCAAAUGAUUGCUGAUCUGUGUAUCAAACACGAUGUGCUGUGCAUCAGUGAUGAGGUGUACGAGUGGCUGACUUAUGAUGGAAACAAGCACGUGAAGAUCGCCGGCCUUCCUGGCAUGUGGGAACGAACCAUCACCAUCGGCAGUGCAGGAAAGACCUUCAGUGCUACCGGCUGGAAGGUUGGCUGGGUCAUCAGCUCUGGGCAUAUCAUUCAACACAUGAAAACAAUCCAUCAGAACUGUGUGUACCACUGUCCUACAGCCGCUCAGGAGGCAGUAGCUCGUGGGUUUGAGAGAGAGUACGAGCUGUUUGGGACUCCAGAGAGCUACUUCCAGCAGCUGCCUGCCAUGUUGCACCAGAAGAGAGAGAAGCUGGCCUCGUGUCUGGAGAGUGUGGGUCUGCGGCCCAUCAUGCCGGAGGGAGGCUAUUUUAUGAUCGCUGACAUCUCGUCUGCCAAGGUGGACUUGAAUGACCAGAGCACUAAGGAUGAGCCCACUGACUUCAGAUUUGUUAAGUGGCUGACUAAGGAGAAGGGUUUAGCAACAAUCCCCGUCUCAGCAUUCUACAGUCCAGAGCACAGCAAGGAGUUCGAGAAAUACAUUCGGUUCUGUUUCAUCAAGGAGGACUCCACCCUGAAUGCAGCAAUGGACAUCUUAAGGAAGUGGAGUCAGACACAGUAAAAAAAAAUCACCCACCACAAGAAGCAUCACCCGUCCGUCCGGAGCUCACCUGGCUUUAUAAACCGGCUUAGGUUGCUUCCUCAGUUGAAAUGAGCCAUAUUCAGUGCUUGUGUGUCCUAAUGGCACAGUUGAGUACUUAAAGACAAUGGUGUCCAUUAGGGGUGUAACAAUACACAUGUUUGUAUUGAACCGUUCGGUAGGCAUUACAAACCAUUUGUUUGAAACGCACGACUCCUUCACGAGCCCAUUUCUCCAGACCACAAUUCCUGCUUUGUAAAAGAAAACACAAUCCCAAACAGAGAAUCAAAUGUCCGAAGCUCCUCUGACAACAGAAGUCCGGACGUCACAGACUACUCAAAGCUACCUGACUGUAACGACACAUUAUCUCACUACUGAAUGGGAGAUGAAGAGCCAUCUUCUUUAGACACGCCCCCUCGAGAGUCUCACCAGCAAGGUGCUGGCUUUUCUGCUUUUUUUGCUGUAUUGAAAACGUACCGAACCGUGGCACCACUGUAUCGUAUUGAACCGAACCGAGAAUUUUGUGAACCGUUACACUCCUAUAUGUUAAUACACAUUGCGUAAAAACUCAGGUUUCAACAAAAAAAUCCAUGUGAAUCUUCCUGUGCAAUAAUGUCAAGCACAACAUUUUUUGGAAAGCCUUUUAAUGAAUCCACUCUGUUUUAGUGUUUAUCUUCUGUUGUAGCUUCAGAGGCUCAUGUCGUGUUAAGUGUAUAUUACAAUAUUUGGCUGUCCAUGUGAACAGUGUGAAACAACAACCUAAUAGCGAUUUAGAUAUACAGUUAAUAAGAGUCGUAUAUGUUCAGCUAAAGUUGAGGCUUAAAAGCACUGUCUUAAUGUUUUAAUCACAAUAAAUUGAUUUUCAUCACACUA